GAGCAGGGCCGGAGGGGCCCGGGACGGAGAGCCGCGAACCGUUAGCUGCGCCCCGACCCGCCCUUCGCCCCCCACCCCGGGACCCGCAGCCACCACCGGCCAUGGCCAGGGACUACGCCGCCCGCAGCCUCGACACCAUCGAUUUGUCCUCCCUGCGGGAUCCAGCGGGGAUAUUUGAACUGGUGCAAGUCGUUGGAAAUGGAACAUAUGGACAAGUCUAUAAGGGUCGCCAUGUGAAGACUGGACAGUUAGCAGCAAUAAAAGUUAUGAACGUCACAGAGGAUGAAGAAGAUGAAAUUAAGCUGGAAAUAAACAUGCUCAAGAAAUAUUCCCAUCACAGGAACAUUGCAACUUACUACGGAGCAUUUGUGAAAAAAAGCCCCGUGGGCCAGGAUGACCAACUCUGGCUGGUGAUGGAAUAUUGUGGGGCUGGUUCUGUAACAGAUUUAGUGAAGAAAACCAAAGGGAAUUGCUUCAAGGAAGACUGGAUUGCCUAUAUAUGUAGAGAAGUUCUCAGGGGUUUAGCACACCUUCAUAGUCACCAUGUUAUUCACCGAGACAUAAAAGGACAGAAUGUUCUGCUCACUGAAAAUGCAGAAGUAAAACUGGUGGAUUUUGGGGUGAGUGCUCAAUUGGACAGAACUAUUGGAAGACGAAAUACCUUCAUUGGGACACCUUAUUGGAUGGCACCUGAAGUCAUAGCUUGUGAUGAGAAUCCAGAUUCCACCUAUGAUUACCGAAGUGACCUAUGGUCUUUGGGGAUCACCGCUAUAGAGAUGGCAGAAGGCGCUCCCCCCCUUUGUGAUAUGCAUCCAAUGAGAGCUCUCUUUCUCAUCCCACGGAAUCCUCCCCCCAAGCUGAAAUCCCGCAAAUGGUCCAAGAAAUUUCUUAAUUUUGUGGAAAGCUGCCUUGUUAAAAAUUAUAUGCAUCGACCUUCCACCGAGACGCUGCUCAAGCAUUCAUUUAUCCGAGAUUUGCAGAAUGAACGGCAAGUUCGUAUUAUGCUCAAAGACCAUCUGGACAGGACCAGGAAAAAGAAAGGAGAGAAAGAAGAAACUGAAUAUGAAUACAGUGGGAGUGAAGAAGAUGAAGAUGAAUUAAAUGAAGAUGAAGGAGAACCAAGUUCCAUAGUUAAUCUUCCUGGGGAAUCAACCCUCCGCCGUGAAUUUCUGAGACUGCAGCAGGAAAACAAAAGCCGCUCUGAGCCUCACCGGCAGCAGCAUCUACAGCAGCAGCAGCUGAAAGAUCAAGAAAAAUACAAGAAGCAGCUCCUGGCAGAACGUCAAAAGCGAAUUGAGCAGCAGAAAGAGCAGAGAAAAAGGCUUGAGGAUCAUCAGAAAAGGGAACAGGAGCUCCGAAAACUUCAAGAGGGCGAGCAUCACUGGCCAGAAAUUAAGGAUAUACUGAGGAAAGAAGAGAAGGGCAGAGAAGACAACAGGAUUGAGGAUGAAAGAUGCAAGGUAGCAGAUGGACAAAAGAAAUCAGAAAGGAAACAGAAAAAAAUUGAAGAUGCUCAGCAUAAUAAAAAAGUACACCGGACUCUUCCCAAAGAUCAAACCCAGUUAUUAUCUCUUCAGCAUGAUCACAAGCAAAAGAAUAAGGAACCUCCAAAAUCUGUGGCUGUAGCACCACAUCCAUCACCAAAAAGUAUAAGAAAAGAGGCUGAUGAAAAGAAAAAGAAAAAUGAUGGUGCCCAGACACCUCUAAACUGGUCACUGGUCCUUGGACAUGAAGCCAUGCCUCAUUCCAGAUUGGGUUCUGGCAGUAGUUCCAGCCCCUGUACCCCAGCCUUGCAGAGGGCCAUGCUAGCACAGAAUGAAAACCUCCGAACCAGUAGAGACUCUUACCACAGCAGUUCGCUUUCUGACAUGGCCAUCUUACCCCUGAGUCCAGGACAGAAUGAAGUAUUCUGGAAUGUUCUGCAAAAUGAAGAGCAACCUCCUAAGGUCCCAGAAAGAACCACUUCAAAAAUUCACAAUAAGGAUCAAAUGAACCAUCAAAGGUGUCCUUCAAGUAGUGCACAUCAGCCGUUCGGGGGACAAGUUCAGAAGCCAAACAGUAGCAGUAAGUCCACUGGCAACAGACAGUGGGAGUUGGGACCUCAUCUGAGCAGCAGAUCAGCAUCAGGAUCCUCCAGGACAGACAGUCCCAUUUCUCAGAACCAAAUUCAGCAACAUAAAUGGCCUGAAACUCUUCCUCAGCCUACACUUGCCCAUAUCUCGGGUCCAACUUUCACUGACAAAGGAAAAGACAGUGCCAACAUAUUUUUUAAAGCCUCUGAGUAUUCAUCCUCCAGCGAUGAAGUUGGCAGUAGCGAUGAUGAUGAUCACAAUCACAAAAGGCAACCACUCAGCAAUGGAGACGCAGAUUUCUCAAGGACAAGAGUUACCGAUGGAAUAGAACUGAAACCCCAAAACAACGUAAAUGAACAGAAGGAACAAAUGGCAGGGAAUCAAAGCUGUAACAGCCACCAAGGACUCUGGAAUUUAAACAACCAGAACUACCUCUUGCCGGAUCUCUUGCAGCAGAGUCAUCUCUCAGGCUCCACAAUGAACCAGCCAAAAGAUACACAAAAUAGUCAGGGACCUCAAAACAAACUUUUGCAUAAUAAGGCAUCAAGUGCCGGAAAUACGCCAUCAAAAAACAGUUCAUCAUCCACUUCAUCAUUCACCUCAUUCAUCGAUCCAAGACUUUUGCAGAUCUCACCUCCAUCUAGUCCAGUGGGUCCCACCAGUAGCUCCCCAUGUGAAGUGAAAUCUGAUCCACCAAGAAGGGAGAAUGCCAGGAAGGGCUCAGUUGUCAACGUCAAUCCCACCAAUAUCAGACCCCAAAGUGACAGUCCAGAAAUUCGGAAGUACAAGAAGAAGUUUAAUUCUGAAAUUCUCUGUGCUGCUUUGUGGGGUGUGAAUUUGCUGGUGGGAACAGAGAAUGGCUUGUGGCUACUGGACAGAAGUGGUCAAGGAAGGGUGUACUCCUUAAUAAGCAGAAGACGUUUCCAACAAAUGGAUGUUCUGGAAGGACUCAAUGUGCUGAUUACCAUUUCAGGCAAGAAGAAUAAAUUGAGGGUGUAUUAUUUAUCUUGGCUGCGAAACAAGAUUUUACAUAAUGAUCCUGAGGUGGAAAAACGGCAAGGCUGGGUCUCAGUGGGAGAUUUAGAAGGUUGUGUGCACUACAAAGUUGUUAAAUACGAGAGGAUUAAAUUUCUUGUUAUUGCUUUGAAAAACUCAGUUGAGGUCUACGCAUGGGCUCCAAAACCCUAUCACAAAUUUAUGGCCUUUAAGGCAUUUAUAUCUCUUCAUCAGAAACCAUUGUCAGUUGACCUGACAGUUGAAAAUGGACAGCGGUUAAAGGUCAUCUAUGGCUCAGUAGUGGGAUUCCAUGCAAUUGAUGUGGACUCUGGGACUGUUUACGAUCUAUACCUGCCAACCCACAUCCAGGGAAACAUCCGCCCACAUGCUAUUAUCAUUCUCCCCAACACCAGUGGAAUGGAGCUAUUACUCACCUAUGAAGAUGAGGGGGUCUAUAUUAAUAUAUAUGGGCACUUCACAAAGGAGACCGUUUUACAGUGGGGUGAAAUGCCAGCGUCUGUGGCUUAUCUACAGUCUAACCAGGUCAUGGGCUGGGGAGACAAAGCGAUUGAACUGCGCUCUGUGGAAACUGGAAAUUUGGAAGGUGUAUUUAUGCACAAGAAAGCCCAGAAACUAAAAUUUCUGUGUGAAAGAAAUGACAAGGUGUUCUUUGCCUCUGUCCAGUCUGGCGGCAGCAGUCAAAUCUACUUUAUGACCCUUGGACAAAAUGUGCUUUUCAACUGGUGAUGCCCAGGAAAGACGGUUAGAAGUUCCCAGUAGAUUGGAACAAUGCAAAAUAUAACGACAUUUGCACACAAAUUUGCACUUUCACCUGCAAAAAUAUUUGUCAUUUAUUUAUCAUUCGAUUUUGUGUUUAAAAGGAGGUUGCAAAGACUUAACUUCUGAUAUAGCACAGCAUGAUUGCAAUGACAAAUGUAACCUACAUUGAGUGACCUAUAUAGCCAGCUCCAUGUAUUUGGAAGAGUGUACUCUGAAAAGCAUCUUUGCACAAAUACUGUAAUUUUUGUGUUUUUUUUGAAGGCAAGCAUUAUUCUUUGGACAGUAGCUAUAUGUGAAUUUUAAAUGUAGAGUUCAGAAGCCUGUUGCUUUUAAUGAAUUGAAUUUCCGGCAUUUUUCAGAAAUGUUUGACUUAUUUAAUCGUUUUUUAUGGAAAAAAGCAAAUUUUUCAUAUCUUUCCAAAGUCAUUCAGAGAAGCAAGUGCUAAUUAAUAGAACCAAAUAGUUGAAUUAAUUGAAGUUUCUAUGGAUAUACUCAGAUUCUUGAUGUUCUCUUGAGAUCUUUAGUAUGUUAUCGUCGGCUUUGUAAAAUAGGUGGAUUUCCAUUGCAUAGGUAAUGAAUGUUUUUGCAAACCACCAAAUGAUAAACAUUUCUAUGCCUCAACAUAGAACUUAUCAUUCUACAUGUUCUGUAGAAUGUAUUUUGAAAUACUCUUCAAUAGUAGUUUAUGAAACUCCACUCACAAGACUCUGUCUUUCCACAUGUCUCUAGUAGCCCAUUUUUCCCUUACUCCAUGAUGGAAGAAUGGGGCAAAAAUUUGGCCAUUUGACUUCUUUCUACAUAAGGUCUCUCUAAAAUAUAUGUCAAAGUUUUAAACAGCUAUGCAGAGACAAUUUAGAAAAAAAAAAAGAAUUUAUAGGAAGCUGUCGAUCCAGGCUAUUACCGAAUAGCAGAGUUAGGCUGUAGUGUCACUGAAAUUAAAUGUUUUCAGUGAAAAUAAAUAUUUUUCAAGGGCUUGCAUUUGGGUUGUAAAACAACAUUUUGGGAUGAAACUUGAUACUUGUAAUUUUGACUCAGGAUUUAGAAAGGCUGAAAUUUUUUUUAAUCCUUAACUAAAUUAUAUAUUGUUUUCAAGUGAUAGUUUUGAACAGUUGGAGGCUCAUUUUAAAAGAAUGUUUCAGCAGUAAACUAUGGGUUUUAAAA
Molecule: messenger RNA, 5009 nt
Organism: Ornithorhynchus anatinus (platypus)
Lineage: Eukaryota; Metazoa; Chordata; Mammalia; Monotremata; Ornithorhynchidae
Gene: NRK
Product: Nik related kinase
Exons: 31
Coding region: 102-3815 (1237 amino acids)
Biological process (GO): protein phosphorylation
Molecular function (GO): ATP binding; protein kinase activity
Source: RefSeq, a predicted model, not a curated record